Molecule: messenger RNA, 183 nt
Organism: Sphaeroforma arctica JP610
Lineage: Eukaryota; Ichthyosporea; Ichthyophonida
Exons: 1
Source: RefSeq, a predicted model, not a curated record
AUGAACAACAUCUACCCCCAACGUGUUAACAAAUUUACCACACCACCGACCAACCCCUUGGAUGCCAAACUUGAUGCGCUUAUCAAACACGUCAAUGCUAUGUCUACAGCAACUACUGCAUACUAUCUGCUACGCCGCGUCAGCUGCAAUCUUAUGUUUGCUGGUCUUUCCAGCAUCAUUCCG